Thamnophis elegans (Western terrestrial garter snake) is the source of this 531-nucleotide messenger RNA. It is a transcript of the gene ADCYAP1, whose product is annotated as adenylate cyclase activating polypeptide 1. The transcript has 4 exons. NCBI's taxonomy places the organism in Eukaryota, Metazoa, Chordata, Lepidosauria, Squamata, Natricidae. The record is from RefSeq and is a predicted model, not a curated record. Gene Ontology annotation, biological process: neuron projection development; positive regulation of GTPase activity; regulation of protein localization. Gene Ontology annotation, cellular component: neuron projection; perikaryon; extracellular region. Bases 1 to 531 code for a protein of 176 amino acids. Gene Ontology annotation, molecular function: neuropeptide hormone activity; peptide hormone receptor binding; pituitary adenylate cyclase activating polypeptide activity.
AUGUGCAGCAAAGCGUUUCUCGCCCUGCUGCUUUAUGGGCUGAUUAUGCACUGCAGCGUCUACUGCUCACCUGCUGCUGCCGCUGCUGCUGCUGGACUUCAGUACCCCGCGCUGAGGCUGGAAGAUGAAAUGUACGACGAAGAGGGCAACACUCUUUCGGACUAUGCCUUUGACAGCGAACCCCUCAGUAUAGCCGACCCUUCCUCCAUGCUGGACGACAUGUACACUUUGUAUUACCCGCCGGACAAAAGGCGUGCAGAUGAGCUACUUAACAAAGCGUACAGGAAAGUGCUGAACCAGUUGUCUGCAAGGAAGUAUCUGCAUUCUCUGAUGGCCAAGCGGGUGGGUGGGGCCAGUAGCCUGGAGGACGACUCAGAACCCCUUUCCAAAAGGCACUCGGAUGGCAUAUUCACAGACAGUUACAGCCGCUAUCGAAAACAAAUGGCUGUCAAGAAAUACUUGGCAGCAGUCCUGGGUAAAAGGUAUAAACAAAGAGUUAAAAACAAAGGACGGCGAGUAGCUUAUUUGUAG